Lactuca saligna is the source of this 714-nucleotide messenger RNA. The record is from the annotation of a GenBank genome assembly. NCBI's taxonomy places the organism in Eukaryota, Viridiplantae, Streptophyta, Magnoliopsida, Asterales, Asteraceae.
AUGUGGAUCGAAAGGGCGGGAGGGAUGAACUCUUUCAGCCGUAAAGAUCUUAAAUUCAUUUUCAAAGUGUUGAUGCAAGAAGUAAACAAGGGUUGCUUUGGUUCGAUGAAGAUGGACACAAAUUGGACCAACUUUACUCACCAUUGUUUAUCCUUACCAACGUCACACCCCACAUCACUCACUACCGUCACAUCCUUGCUCAACGGAAACUUGAUACACCGUCUUUCUUCCCGCAUUACCACAGCUGUCACAUCUUAUGUUCUUAGAGGAAAUCCACUAAUCAAGAAAUCCAUCGCACCCUCAAAAAUAGUAAGAAACUCAUGCAUAGCAUCAAUUAUUAUUAACAGUGCAACGAUGGUUAAGGGUAGCUUUAAGUACUUAGAUUCCCUUGUUCAGAGAAGUGUUGUGCUAAUAAGAGCUGAUUUCUUGACAAAGAAGUGGAAUUUGAGGAUAGGCUCUUCACUCUACAAGGUUGUUAGUGAUGCUCAUUUAUUGAAGGGUCUAAAAAUCUCCUUAAACUACAAGGUGGAGGACCAAAUCUGUAAUUUGAUAUGUAGUGAUACUUGGGUUGUUGGAGAUCUGGGAUACAGGUGGACAGUUGGAGUUGCUUUUUAUUGUGGUGCAAAUUGUUGUGUUCUUAUGUAUGAUUUGAAUGUUACGAAGUCAUUUGAUGAUCUCAACAACUUGAGGGAGGAUUCGUUAUUUAGGUUGUGA